CCAGCGCCACAGCACAAGAUGGCCGCCAGCCCAGCCCCACAGCACAAGAUGGCCACCAGCCCAGUGCCACAGCACAAGAUGGCCGACUCAACGACUGAGUCAUCAGUCCAGGUGCCACCGACUCGCCGUCAUAGAGGACGGAGGACGAGGAGACGGGUGCCUACCGUUCCUCAAGGCCAGGAGGACGUUCCCGAGCGGGCCGCUGCCGUCCAGGAGGACAUUCCCGAGCGGACCGCUGCCGUAACCGAAGUGGUGCCCGAUGCUGUUCCGGUGACCGAGGUGGUGUCCGAUGCCGAUGCGGUGCCCGAGGCUGUUCCUGAGGCCGAGGUGGUGCCCAAUGCUGUUCCGGAGGCCGAGGUGGUGCCCGAUGCCGAGGCGGUACCCAAUGCUGUUCCAGAGGUCGAGGUGGUGCCCGAUGCUGUUCUGGAGGCCGAGACGGUGACCGACGCUAUUCCGAAGGCCGAAGUGGUGCUCGAUGCCGAGGCGGUGGCCGAUGCUGUUCCAGAGACCGAGGUGGUGCCCGAUGCCGAGGCGGUGCCCGAUGCUGUUCCGGAGGUCGAGGCGGUGCCCGAGGCCGUUCCCGAUGCGGUGCCCGAGACCGCUCCCGAGGCCGUUACCGAGGCGGUGCCUGAGGCCAUUCCCGAUGCAGUGUCCGAGGUCGCUCCCGAUGCCUUGCCCGAGGCGGUGCCCGAGACCGUUCCAGAGACAGUGCCCGAAGCCGGUGGACUCUCCGGAGUUUAGUCAUGUUCCCGUGGACUCUCAGGAGUCGAGUCAGGUUCCGGCGGACCCUCUGAAGU
Messenger RNA from Carassius auratus (goldfish), 797 nucleotides. Its product is annotated as E3 ubiquitin-protein ligase RNF12-B-like. The transcript is spliced from 2 exons. The coding region runs from base 19 to 741 and encodes 240 amino acids. The record is from RefSeq and is a predicted model, not a curated record. Lineage: Eukaryota; Metazoa; Chordata; Actinopteri; Cypriniformes; Cyprinidae.